GAGUCCAGGAAGGAGGUGGAGAGAAUUGGCAAAGUUCCCUGCCACCCCCAUUUUCCAGAUGACGCGACUGAGGCCCAACCAGCUUUGUAGGAGGCGGAGUCUCCCCAGGGUCCCUCUCUGGCUGUCCUAGGGGAGGGGGCUCGGGGAGCCACGAGGCCCCUCCCUGCCUCCCUCCAUCUCCCGGCAAGCUCGGAGGGGCGGGGAGAGAGAGCCAGAGGAGGAGGAGAACUCAGGCAGCUCUGCAGAGGGGGCCAGGAGCUCGGGUGUUUGGUACCCCCAGCCCCACCGCUGUUGCUGCUGCUGCAACGGGGACACAGGUGGCUCAAGGCGUCUCCAAGCCCCCACCAUCCUGGAGACAGCCACAUUCUCCUACACGCCACCCUCACUAACUCUCCCUGGGCUUGGGGAGCGGCACGAUGGCGGCAGGCCUGGCCACGUGGCUGCCUUUUGCCCGGGCGGCAGCGGUGGGCUGGCUGCCCCUGGCCCAGCAGCCCCUGCCCCCAGCACCGGGGGUGAAGACAUCUCGAGGAGAUGAGGUUCUGGUGGUGAACGUGAGCGGACGGCGCUUUGAGACCUGGAAGAAUACGCUGGACCGCUACCCAGAUACCUUGUUGGGCAGCUCAGAGAAGGAAUUCUUCUACGAUGCUGACUCAGGCGAGUACUUCUUCGAUCGCGACCCUGACAUGUUCCGCCAUGUGCUGAACUUCUACCGAACGGGGCGUCUGCACUGCCCACGGCAGGAGUGCAUCCAGGCCUUCGACGAAGAGCUGGCCUUCUACGGCCUGGUCCCCGAGCUAGUUGGUGACUGCUGCCUUGAAGAGUAUCGGGACCGAAAGAAGGAGAAUGCCGAGCGCCUGGCAGAGGAUGAGGAGGCCGAGCAGGCCGGGGACGGCCCAGCCCUGCCUGCGGGCAGCUCCCUGCGGCAGCGGCUCUGGCGGGCCUUCGAGAAUCCACAUACGAGCACUGCAGCCCUCGUUUUCUACUACGUGACCGGCUUCUUCAUCGCCGUGUCGGUCAUCGCCAAUGUGGUGGAGACCAUCCCAUGCCGCGGCGCUGCACGCAGGUCCUCGAGGGAGCAGCCCUGUGGCGAACGCUUCCCACAGGCCUUUUUCUGCAUGGACACAGCCUGUGUACUCAUAUUCACAGGUGAAUAUCUCCUGCGGCUGUUUGCUGCCCCCAGCCGUUGCCGCUUCCUGCGGAGUGUCAUGAGCCUCAUUGACGUGGUGGCCAUCCUGCCCUACUACAUUGGGCUUUUGGUGCCCAAGAACGACGAUGUCUCAGGCGCCUUUGUCACCCUGCGUGUGUUCCGGGUGUUUCGCAUCUUCAAGUUCUCCAGGCACUCACAGGGCUUGAGGAUUCUGGGCUACACACUCAAGAGCUGUGCCUCUGAGCUGGGCUUUCUCCUCUUUUCUCUAACCAUGGCCAUCAUCAUCUUUGCCACUGUCAUGUUUUAUGCGGAGAAGGGCACAAACAAGACCAACUUUACAAGCAUCCCUGCGGCCUUCUGGUAUACCAUUGUCACCAUGACCACGCUUGGCUAUGGAGACAUGGUGCCCAGCACCAUUGCUGGCAAGAUUUUCGGGUCCAUCUGCUCACUCAGUGGCGUCUUGGUCAUUGCCCUGCCUGUGCCAGUCAUUGUGUCCAACUUUAGCCGCAUCUACCACCAGAACCAGCGGGCUGACAAGCGCCGAGCACAGCAGAAGGUGCGCUUGGCAAGGAUCCGAUUGGCAAAGAGUGGUACCACCAAUGCCUUCCUGCAGUACAAGCAGAAUGGGGGCCUUGAGGACAGCGGCAGUGGCGAGGAACAGGCUCUUUGUGUCAGGAACCGUUCUGCCUUUGAACAGCAACAUCACCACUUGCUGCAUUGUCUAGAGAAGACAACGUGUCAUGAGUUCACAGACGAGCUCACCUUCAGCGAAGCCCUGGGAGCCGUCUCGCCGGGUGGCCGCACCAGCCGCAGCACCUCUGUGUCUUCCCAGCCAAUGGGACACGGAAGCCUGCUGUCUUCUUGUUGCCCUCGCAGGGCCAAGCGCCGUGCCAUCCGCCUUGCCAACUCCACUGCCUCAGUCAGCCGUGGCAGCAUGCAGGAGCUGGACAUGCUGGCAGGGCUGCGCAGGAGCCCUGCCCCCCAGAGCCGCUCCAGCCUCAAUGCCAAGCCCCAUGACAGCCUUGACCUGAACUGCGACAGCCGGGACUUCGUGGCUGCCAUUAUCAGUAUCCCUACCCCUCCUGCCAACACCCCAGAUGAGAGCCAACCUUCCUCCCCUGGUGGCGGCAGCAGGGCCGGCAGCACCCUCAGGAACUCCAGCCUGGGUACCCCUUGCCUCUUCCCUGAGACCGUCAAGAUCUCUUCCCUGUGAGGGGUAGACCUGCCCAUUCAGAAGGUCCUCUUCAUUUUUGGGAAAUCCUUUCCAAAGCCAUAUUUUUGGGAGGCAGAGAGAGGCAGGCUUGGACACCCCUUCUGCCCCCCUACUGAGAACUAUGCAAUGGAGUUUCAUGAAAUGGUCCACAUAGUGGGGAAGUAGCCAGGAAAUGGGAAACUUCCCCCCACCCCAGACAUUUUUCCUGGUGGGAGCUGAAGCACUGGGCUUCCACAGGCCCCUGGCCUCCUUGCCCCAGCACACUGGGACUGGCCCCACUCUCCCAGCUGGACUCCUGCAUGCUCCUCCCCUUGGGCUCUCAGUUGAAGGUAAAGCUUUGAUCUGAUAUCUGAGGUCUGGCCUAAGAAGGAGAGUUGAGACUUCCACCUCCCUCUGGCUGGGAUAUGGAGCUUUGGAGGUUCAGAGAAGAGAACCCUCACCUCUGAUCUGGCCUCUACACGAGGUCCUCACCCUCUAUCUGGCCCAACAAUUCCCAGAUUCUGAAGCUUGGAAUGCAAACACAGGCUUCAUGGGCUGUGGCCUCUGCAGUGACCUGCCAUCCCCAGGCCUUGCCUGAGGGGUCAGGCUGCCUCUCCCAACACACAGAUAGCACAAAUUCUACCAUCCCCUUCCCUGGCUGCUGGAAAUGGGACCCCGCAACCCUGUCCUCUGCCGGGCCCCCAGCAAACUCUAGCAAUAGCAGCUGCUGCCGUGUCAUUAUGCAAAGCCUCUGACCAGUUUGCUGCAGCAUUUACAUCUGCCCUAAUCAGAGGGGCCACCUCUAACUCCUCCUCCUCCUCUCUUCUCCUCUGGUUUGCCUCCUUCCUGGGUUGGGCUGGAGUCUGGACUGGCCAAGAUAAGAGCCUGGCAACCAGCAAGAGCUGGGCUGUAUUUGGAGAUCAUGGGCUGAUUCCAUGUUCUUGGGCAAGAGUCCAGAAGCAUCAGGGGCUCAGGCCUGGGAUGUUUUUGAACUUUGGGAGUUAUAGGAGACAGGAGGAACUUCUCCUCCUCCUCCCCUACAAUUCCUUUUCCCAUAUUCCUUUCUUCUCCCUCUUGGGUCACCUUCCAGAACUCUGCUCUCAGGCUGAAAUCUGGCAUCAUCUCAGGUUCCCUGUCCCCAGCACUGUCCCCAUGGAGCUGGCGGCUGACAAAGAUGUAGUUUCCAUCAGUCAAUAAAACCUGAGAGGAGAGAUGAGGACUGAGUAUCUCCUGGCUCUGUGGAUUUGGGGGCUGGGUUGGGCUUGGGGGUUGAAAACACUCUGAUUUCAAUCCCUUUUGGCUAGGAGAAGGGCAGGUAUGGGUCAAGGUAUGGGAGAUGGAUGGUUGGUGAUGUAUUCUGGAAGAUGGGGAUCCAGGAGAAAUGAAAGAACGUGGUUUGAGGAGUCCAUCUACAGCCAGUGAGGCAGGCCAGGGGGUCCUGAGACAUUCCUCCUUGGAUAUCAUCUGCGCCAGCUUCCUGAUUCACAGAUGGGGAAACUGAGACCCAGAGAAACACAUAGAGGAGACUUAAACCCAGGCUUCCUGACAGCAAACAACUCUGAAUUUAACCCUAAUAAAAGCAUCACUUGGUUUGGUGAA
Molecule: messenger RNA, 3938 nt
Organism: Macaca mulatta (Rhesus monkey)
Lineage: Eukaryota; Metazoa; Chordata; Mammalia; Primates; Cercopithecidae
Gene: KCND1
Product: potassium voltage-gated channel subfamily D member 1
Biological process (GO): action potential; protein homooligomerization; potassium ion transmembrane transport
Cellular component (GO): postsynaptic membrane; voltage-gated potassium channel complex; dendritic spine
Molecular function (GO): A-type (transient outward) potassium channel activity; protein binding
Source: RefSeq, a predicted model, not a curated record